Molecule: messenger RNA, 621 nt
Organism: Fraxinus pennsylvanica
Lineage: Eukaryota; Viridiplantae; Streptophyta; Magnoliopsida; Lamiales; Oleaceae
Source: the annotation of a GenBank genome assembly
AUGCAAAACUAUAGCAAUCCCUGUUUUAUAGAAAUCACUUUGAUAUCAGCUCAAGAUCUCAGAGUAGCCUCUUCGGUUUUCUGCCGUCGCCUCCGGCCGUUCAUAACCGUCACUACUUCCGCCACCCUGUACGGUGAUAAACAGGUGAAAGUGUACAAAACAAAGGUUGAUGAUAAAGGUGGUGUAAAUCCCACAUGGGGCGAUAAGUUUCGGUUACCACUUGAUCAGACAAUUUUUUACCUAAGAAAAUCAGGUAUUUAUCUCCAACUUUACACCAAGCAUCUUGUGAUGGGUAAUACUCAACUGGGGUGGUGUUUAAUUCCGAUGACGGAUAUAGUCAACAGGUUAAUUCCGGUGGGGUCAACUCGAUUCUUAAGUUAUAGGUUAAGGGAUAGAGAUGGUUCCAGGGGGAAUGGUAUUGUGAAUGUUGCGGUAAAGUUGGAAGGAAACCUUCCUACACAACAUCCGCCUCAACGGCCUGUGAUGAUGCCAGAGGGGAAUGUGGGUGACAUAGUGAUUGGAAUUCCAGGGAAAAUGUUGUCGGAGAGGAGUGAGUUUUCACAAGAGCAUGUAGGAGCUGGUUGCUCAAAUCGUUACGCCUUUUCUAUAGGUAGGUACUGA